This is a messenger RNA of Neurospora crassa OR74A, 3522 nucleotides long. RefSeq lists its product as hypothetical. NCBI's taxonomy places the organism in Eukaryota, Fungi, Ascomycota, Sordariomycetes, Sordariales, Sordariaceae. The record is from RefSeq and is a predicted model, not a curated record. Gene Ontology annotation, molecular function: oxidoreductase activity. The transcript is spliced from 5 exons. The coding region runs from base 1899 to 3137 and encodes 412 amino acids.
GCAAGUUGUCAGGUCGGAUACCCCAAGCUGGAUAGUCCAGGCUCGCUCUUCGCCCCAUGUCCUGAUCGUCCUCUUUCUUCAGUCCCUUGAUUUGAGAGUUUCGACGACGAGAGCGUACUAGGCCCCGGUGCCCUGGACUUAACCCUUCUUAGCUAGCAACCCUUUCCCUUUCCCUUGCCCUUCUCCUUCUCUUAGUCUCCGGCGGAUUGGUCUGGUUACACGAGAGACGGGACGGACAGCCCCAGCUGGACGGAGCAUGCAGAGUGGAAGCCACCGCUCAUCAUACAUUGCUGUCACGGCAUAUCUCUCGACAGCCAUCGAACCCAGCAGCCGGUGCCAAUCGUAUUGAUCGCCUUCCCGUUGAUGUGCUGGUGGUCUCGCUGUGGUCCCUCGACCGAGAAACGAGACACCCGGCACUGCUUGACUUGACAGCAUAUUGUCCGGAGACCGGAUCUUCCAAGCCUGUCAUCAUGGAACGUCCGCUUUGCCUCCCUGCCGGUCCUUGUUUGUCGAGCUGGCAGCCCGAGGACAGCAAUCCGGAGAACUCGAGGCGUAUUCCCGGAUAUUGGAAUUCUUCACAGCAAAUCUGAAGCAGCCAUGUCGACAAUCUUCCCCGUCCAUGGUUGCAGCGGCGGUGUUGCAUAACGCAGUAUUACCGUCAACGAUAACAUGCAGCUCCUCUGGAGCAUGACAUCAGUUGCUCGCCUCAACGACAGAGCUCUCGAGUUUUUUCCAAGCAUGAUCCGCGAGACCCGCCGUUCAAGCACCUGUUCGCUCCUACAGAUGCAACUACACUGGACAUUUGGUUCGGUCUAGCUAACAGCAUGUCGACAUCACCACGACAGCGCCAGCCCCCAAGCUGCCCACUUCUGGAAUGCACAUUGGCGACAUCUUACUGGUCGAGCCUUGGUCCCUGAAAGCCUUCUUCGACUUGCCCCAAACGACUACCACCUUGGUGUAGCAGCCGAGCUCUUGACGUAUCAGGUGUCAGCAAGCCCGGCAUUGGACGGCUGUCAAGUGAUGUACCAUCUGGACUGCAUGAUGGGGAAAGAAAAAUUCUCUACACGAACGACUGUGGGCCCUCGGAAAUCCACAAGACACGCCGGGCUUGAACCCAGAUCUAAGAAGGAUGCAGUUCCUACUGCCGGCGGACCCAUGGGCCAGGUGAGCAAUCAUGAACUAUGCGUAAUCGCCACAUGAUUGCUUAUACCCGUGGACCAGGAGCAUGGAGCCUUCGUUCGUCCAUUCCUCCCCGGACUAUCAGGGUCUCCCCGAGUUCGACAAUGGGUUGAAUCCGAUAUAGUCCUUCGUCCGCAGCUUAUAUUUUACAACGCAUCUUUUCAUAAGGGUCCGCGCGCCAACUGGGGGCCACUGUCAGUCGUGUCCGAAGGAACAUAUGCCGCUAAUUCCAAGCCCCCUCAUUUUCCAUUGCUGGACCAAUAUUGGCUCUUGCCACGGGAAUACGUCGUCUCAGCAUUCUCCUCCGUGCUUGACUUGAUUCCAUGACACCCACCGGUCUAACCCACAGGACGACCGCCUUCGCCACGAGUCCACGAACGCCCAACGAUGUGCGAUAACGGAUGCCGGCCUGGUCGUGUCAAAUUUGGGCCUCUCCGCACGGGAUGUUGAGCGACCUUGGGCGUCGAGAUGCUUCACAAAAGGAAAGCCGUUUGAUGACCCACACCAAUGUGCCCCCUUCCGUUGCCCCCUGGGACAAUCUCUGCCAGGCCAAUCAUCAACCUCUAGUAGGCCAACAAACACAAAUGUCUCCGUUGAACAGGGCACCGACUAGAAACACAUAAAUGGCGUUCCAUUUCUUCACGAUGAUAUCCAGGUGACGACUGCUCUACCACCCCUCAUCUGACAUAUCGACUUCUCAUCUUCACAUACGCCUCUGAAUGUCCUAUUCUUGGAUUCCUGUGCCUGACAUGGAGAAGCUCGGAACUAUCAAGGCUCGGGAGGAACCACUGCAGCGAGAGUCUGGUGCCGCCACUCCAAAUAAUCUCAACCUCGGUCUUGUUGGUUCGAUGGCCGGGAAUGUCAUCCUCCCUCCCAAGUCACCUGUUAUCCACGUAGACGAAAAGGGGAUCGAAGAAGUUCGGCAGGCACUGCAAGCCUGCGCCGACCUUGGACUCGCUGGGGAUAUGAUCAACAAGGCCAGCUUUCCCCUCCCCACUUUCCAUGUCGUGCUGGAUGAGGCCAGGCGUCAAGUCCAUGAAGGUCAGGGGUUCGUCAUUAUCAGGGGCAUCGGCCUUUCUGAUUCGGCCCAGAAUAACAACAACAUGUUCCUGGGCUUGGCGAGCUACAUCGGAGAUGUGAGAGGUGCUCAGGACAAGCAAGGGUCCAUGCUCACUCAUGUAACUGCUUCCAAAUCCUGGACUGUUCCUCCUGAACUCCGUCACGGUAUCCACACCAACACCGGCUUGGCCUGGCAUAAUGAUAUGGGCACCGAUGUGAUUGCGCUUCACAUUCGAUCAUUGGCCGAGGAGGGCGGGAACACCUUCGUGGCUUCUUCAUGGACCAUAUACAAGGAAUUGGCGACGUCAUACCCUCAAGUUCUUGAACUUUUGUGUGAGCCAUGCUGGCCAAUCCAAGUUUCUGGAAAUCCUCCCCGACACAUUGUCGCACCUUUGGUGCAAAUCUACAACAAUAGGGUCUAUCUCAGCGCCGAUCCGGGUCGUCUAGGUCUCCAUCCCGUCACCGCUAAAGCCAGCCUGAGCUCUUCCAUUCCAAGCCUCACCACUUUGCACCUCCAAGCCCUUGAGAUUCUAUCUGAGCUCGCGACCAGACAUCGGUUGAUGCUAGAUACUAGGCCCGGGGAUAUUCUUUUCAUCAACAACUGGGCCCUCAUACACGCGAGGGAUUCGUACAAGGAUCCGAAAGACGGCCCCGGUCGUCACCUGGUUAGAUUGUGGCUCAGGAAUUCCGAGUUAGGUUGGAAGGUCCCCGAGUCCAUGAGGGUGCCCUGGGAGGCCGCCUUUGGCCCCAAUGGAGACGGAUAUCCGACUGGAGUUACGCGCAGAGAAUAUCCGCUUGCUCCGUCCCACGAGUACAAGCCACCAAAGUACACGGCUGGCUCGGCAGCAUUUGUCCUGGACGAUGAAGAUGAAGUGAAUGGCGGGAAUACCGAGCCCUGAAACUCAACCUGAAUCGAGGGUCAGCAUGUCGUUGCUAUUGCGAAAUCGUUCACUCCGGGCCGCUACAAGUGGUUGUUCUCCAAUGUUUCCCCCGCAAUGCCUUUUUCGUCUUAUUGUCACGCCUCAUAUCACGCGUCAUGACUCACGAACUCUCACAAUUUCUCUUCCUCUUCUUUCAUAGGGUCUCAAAAGCGUACACGAAUAGAGACAGGGUCACAAAGGAGGGGUUUUCGAUGCGUGGCAGAGUCUCAUGAACUGGGAUGGUUUGUACAUCAUCAAGGUCUACCAAGCCGAGAAUUCAACAAUGCUCGUAGCAUCCGUUUCGUCAUCCCACUCCCAACCUGAUGCGUCAGCUGUACUUUCCAAUGAGCUCCGUCCAUUUACG